CCUUCUGCGUCACUUAACCUUGCAACAAUGACUGACAAGGACAGGUUCUAUGAGGGUUGUGGGCGCGAAGGCCCAAUAAGGUGUAUAUUUCUUAGCGUAUUCCAUCCUACUGCUGGUCCUAAAAUUGUUUGCCAGGUUCCAUACAAUUAUAUUUCAAAAGAUACGUUUGAAUCUGUGAGUGUGUAUAUCAUUCCAAAAGCUCAGCUUCAACGGAGUAUGUUGACUGUAACUGUAUUAGGCUUCAAGAUAUUGGGUUUCCCUGUGAAAAUUGAUGACAAAAAAUAUGCAAGAAAUGCAUAUUAUUUCAAUUUAUGUUUUGUGUGUGAUGCAUGGGCUCGCACAGUUCAAUAUGAGAGUGUUGUGCGGAAGUUUUCUGACUAUCUGGUUGCUAUGGAAGUUGAAAGCAGCUUUCUCUCUCUUCAGCAAGAUCAUAGCAGUGAGAAUGCUCGAUUACCUAAAAUGUUGCGACAAGUAAUGCAAGAUUUAAACUCUCAUAAAAUGUGUACACUCACUGAAGGAACAAUGACCACCCAUUUUAAGGUGGUUCGCAUUUUACAAGACCCACCACCUGUUUUAGACCAUCAUGUGCCAAUUUUUACUGAGAGUCCAGACCUUUUCCAAGCAGAGCAGUGGGACCUGACAACGCAGAAAGUCCUUCCCUACAUCGAUGGUUUUAACCAUGUUGCAAAGAUAGCAGCUGAAGCUGAUGUUGAAAAUAAUUUAGUGAAAGCAUGUUUGCAAAACUUGGUUUAUUAUGGUGUUGUCUCUAUGAUACAUAUAUUUCAAUAUUCAAAUGUAUAUGCUACCACUCCUAAAAUACGAAAGUUGGCAGAAGAUAGACGCCUUCAGGAUGAGUGCGUAAGAUAUGUUGCUCGUUGUGCUAGGCAGCCACCAACUUUCAGAGAUGUUUUCCGUGUGUUUUGUUCAAUGACCCGAGGAACUACAGUCCGAGAUUUGUGUAUCAGACUGAGCCCUCACACAUUGAGAAUCAAUGAAAGGAAGUUGGUCCAAUUUGGGCUCCUGGAGGGAUUCAUUCGAAGAAUUCACAAGUUUCCUGUUGGUAAUGUGGAGAAGCCUGACCUUCAACCAACUGCUCCUCAGUCCUUCAAUGGUCUCCUUUCUAUGGAUGAGUAUUGCUGUCAGUACUCAUUGACCACUCAGAAGUUGGAAGAGCUGAUUGAUCGGGAACCAAAUAUUAUGGUCAUAUGGAAAUAACAUGUAAUUCACAUAAAAUCUCAAGCAUACAUAAAUUUAUUUUUUUAUACUGAGAUAAUUUAAAAUCAGCUAAAACAUAUUACAUAAUUUUUUAAAAUUCGGAGCUUAAUGUUAUAACGAAACAAUAAAGAAAAUUCAUCCAGUAUUUUUCUUGACCCAACAACCCCAUUCUGUUGUGUGAGCUAUCUUAGUGUUGUGCCCAAAGAGUAACCUAGGAAAGGUUGCAUGGGCCCGCAAACUAAGACGGCUCUCGUUUAGGCGGAGCACUGCCAGUGACCAGUUUGGCAUACUUAACUUCAAUCCUUCACAGAAGACCUUUUUAAAUGGCAAUGAGAGAAUACACUGUUAAAGACAAAUUGAAAAAGGAAAUACGGAAACCUCAACAACACUUGUUUCAAAACUAAAGGGAUGGAAUCACAUACUAGAAAACACCACAUCUUGUUUUUU
This is a messenger RNA of Thrips palmi, 1662 nucleotides long. RefSeq names its product GATOR complex protein NPRL2 (gene Nprl2). Gene Ontology annotation, cellular component: GATOR1 complex; vacuolar membrane. The record is from RefSeq and is a predicted model, not a curated record. The transcript has 8 exons. Gene Ontology annotation, molecular function: GTPase activator activity. Lineage: Eukaryota; Metazoa; Arthropoda; Insecta; Thysanoptera; Thripidae. Gene Ontology annotation, biological process: positive regulation of autophagy; cellular response to amino acid starvation; negative regulation of TORC1 signaling. Bases 28 to 1215 code for a protein of 395 amino acids.